GGGCUCAACAGUGUUGCCUGCUCCACCGCCGCCUUUAUGCUCCAAAAAUAAUGAGCCGCUUUGGGUUUUAUUUCGUUUUUCUCUUCCUGUUAGUGAAAAGCCCGAGUGUGAUUUUAUUCCUGUGUUUCGCCAUCUUUGUCUACAUCCAUUACAGAACCCGAUAGGGGAAGGAACCUGAUCGAUGCAGGAAAGUGAUCAGGAUGUAGGCCGUUCCGUUCAGCAUCCGCCUCAUUUAUUUACGAUCACGUCACGGAUCUCUCGUCCUUGUCUCCAGGAGGAUGGCGUCAGACCCAAGUGAUGGACUGUGCUGUUCCUGUGCCGGAGGUCGACACCAGAAAGCAGGUCAGACGGGGGUGGCACCUCACCGGGCAGGAUGCGCGAUAAGAGAUGUCUAUAAAGCAGAGACACGGAGCUGAGCUCUGCAGUCCAGACAGAGGGGAGGACCCGAACCGACUGAGGCGGUCCAGCCUCUUCCCACCCUGCAACAAAGUUGUUUGACUGGGGGGACUUAAGAGUUGGGACAUUUGAGGACCGGAUGGGAGAAGAGGGAGGUGCGCGCUUAUGCCGUCCCCCAUAAGAUGCCACUCUGGGUGGUUGCCCAUGUCGCCCAUAUCGAAAGCCACCACUGCCGCUCUUCCUUGACACAGAUUUAUCUUUAUCCUAAUGGGUCUCAUCCUGUCUGCCUGGCUGAACGGCCCAGCAGCUGAUGACGUCGCCUCUUCUUCAUCGGCUUUGCCUGCGCUGGCCGUCCCAACCUCGUCCAGAGUCACCCUCGUCCUGAGCUCCUCUGCGGUGUCUCCGGGAGACAGACGCUCACACUGGAGCUCGCAACACCACUCUCCUCACUUCCAGCUCUCUCAAUGCAAGCAGGAAGUGACACGCGCACCUGCAGAGCUCAGCAGCGACGGGGUCAGGGCCGAGGUGGGGGUGGAGAGUGGGCUCCAUGUGUGGGAGGUAACUUGGAACCCUGAGCACAGAGGAAGUCAUGCAGUCAUAGGAAUUUCGAGGCAGGACUGUCCUCUGCAAGACUCGGGUUAUAAAGUUCUAGUGGGUGGAGAUUCCCUGUCAUGGGGAUGGGAACUACAAACCAAUCAGCUCUGGCAUGGUGGAGAAAGUCUGGCGUGUUUUCCGUGUGAAAGGAGGGGGUCUCUUAGAUUAAAAUCCUCAAACCCACUGCACAGCAAAGAGACAGAUGCACCUCUCCUUAUUCCUGAACGUGUCCAGCUGGUCCUGGAUGCUGAUGCGGGGACCCUGGGAUUUGCUGUCGAUGGCAGCUUCCUGGGUGUUGCAUUCAGGGACCUUCCUCCUGGAGUGGAACUGUUCCCAGCAGUAAGCAGCGUGAGAGGAGGAGCACAGAUUGAGUUGCGCUAUCUGAAUGGAACUACACGUAAUCCUCCCGCCCUGAAGGCUCUGUGUGGACUAUCAAUUCUGCAAAAUUUAGGGCAACAAAGGCAGAACCAAGUGGACAAACUGCCUCUACCACCUUUACUCCAACACUACCUGCUUUCCUCUUUCUAAUUCCGCUUGCACAUUUACAUGCAAACGCUUUUGCAUUUUCUUUUCAAUACAUUUGUUUGUAUUGCUUAUGUUAUUUAUCGAUAGUUUUAUAAUUGAGAAACUCACUUUUUAUAAUGGUAUUAAACACCUUCACACAAGCCUGACAAGGACUCCUUCAACUACAGACACAUGUAAAUAGUCUGAAUGUUUGUUUUAAUAAACCAGACUUGCGGAUGCAUAAACCUUUUCCAAGGUGUCAGAUCUUUCUUUUUUUCUUUUACUACUGAAAUUGAAGUAUUGAAGCACUGUCAGUACUGCUGAAAAUCGAUUUUAAUCUUUUGAAAACUGACACAAAUGUGAUCUCAGGUUGUGAUCCAGAAAAUGCAACUUUUAUGAGUUGUAAGAAACAUCCAAUCAUGAGUGCAAGUGUAUCUUGUUGUUUAUUUCACAGCAUUUUUUUUUUUACUCACGUUAUUGAAAUGAUUAAAACUGAAAAGUUCUAGUUUUCUCAAUUUAAUAUUCUUUCCCAAAUGUCAGCAAAUUUAUAGUUUUAAAUUAAGUUAAGCACAAAAUUAUCCACACCUGGCAGAUUUCAAUUUCAUUUUUUUUUCCACCAAGAAGUGCAUUUCUGAUGUGAAAUAGGACAGGUAUGUAUCAAAAGGCAAUAAAACAAUGUGUAGGGGUAUCGGCUUUGAAAAAACAAAACAGACAAUAUUUACAUUUUAAUUUUGAAAAAUCCCAUGUCAAAAGUGAUUCACACUGAUUUCCAUAAUUGAUGGAAAAAUAUUCAUUGGCAUUACAGGUAAUGAACCCUUCUUGUUACUUCUUAUUACAGAUGGCCACCUCAACCUCUUCCCACAGGUUCAAAUUCCAGUUCAAGCCUGAACUUUGACUGGACCACUCCAAAAUGUGGGCCAGUCAAAAAUUUUAUUUUGAACUUAUCUACCAAUUUCUGUCAUCCUUGCAUGCAUGUGUAUUGAUGCUGACAUGUUAUUUCUGUGUCACUGUUUGCUUUAGGUAAUACUUGGUGGUGUAAUUAUUACUCCACCAGUAUUUGAUGAACUGUGUUUCACUUAGUUGUACUUUUUAUGUGUAAAACAAAUUGUGCAAAGACAAUAAAAGCUUAAAAAUUGGAGAACAGAGAGUGAAAUUCA
This is a messenger RNA of Poeciliopsis prolifica (blackstripe livebearer), 2651 nucleotides long. Its product is annotated as SPRY domain-containing SOCS box protein 2. Gene Ontology annotation, cellular component: SCF ubiquitin ligase complex. The coding region runs from base 664 to 1518 and encodes 284 amino acids. Gene Ontology annotation, biological process: intracellular signal transduction; proteasome-mediated ubiquitin-dependent protein catabolic process. NCBI's taxonomy places the organism in Eukaryota, Metazoa, Chordata, Actinopteri, Cyprinodontiformes, Poeciliidae. Gene Ontology annotation, molecular function: protein binding. The record is from RefSeq and is a predicted model, not a curated record. The transcript has 4 exons.